AUGAAAGACCCGUUUUUGCAGGAAUCCACGGCCUCGGAGCCUUUGACGCUGGAGGAGGAAUACGCGAUGCAAGCGUCCUGGAGGGACGAUGAGAAAAAGUGUACCUUCAUCCUCCUUGACAAGACCCAUCCUGCCGCCUCACCUCCUCUCUUCGCUCCUUGCACCAUGGUCGGCGACGUGAACCUCUUUUUCAAUGAUCCAGAUGGUGAUAUGGGCGUGGCGGAAAUCGAAAUUAUGAUUGCUGAGCCCACAAGGAGAGGGAGGGGGCUUGGGAUGGAGGGGGUGGAAGCGAUGAUGCAGUACGCCAUAGAGGCACUGGGGGUCCGGCGCUUUUAUUGCAAAAUCUCCGACAGCAACGUGGCGAGCCUGCGCAUGUUCGAAAGGUGGGCCCUAAAGGAAAGGGAAGUGGGCGCGUGGCUGCAGGCACCAGCAUGUAUUGUCUUAAGUUGCUUGAGAGUCGAGCACAACUAUCUUCGGCAAGCGCCUACGUGGGAUGGACGCCCUGAUCUCAUCCUUUUGGCGCACUGA
This is a messenger RNA of Nannochloropsis gaditana CCMP526, 528 nucleotides long. Its product is annotated as n-acetyltransferase 9. Gene Ontology annotation, molecular function: N-acetyltransferase activity. The record is from RefSeq and is a predicted model, not a curated record. The coding region runs from base 1 to 528 and encodes 175 amino acids. Gene Ontology annotation, biological process: protein acetylation. The transcript is spliced from 2 exons.